GGAAGAAGUUCUCCACACAGUUUUGAAACAAACAUUAGGUUUUUAUUUUUCCCAUCAUGUUCAGCAAGGAUGUUAAAUACUAAUGACGUCAAUAAAAAUUUAACAUUUUCUCAAACGAAACACAUGUCGAUGUUAAGUAUAGGGACAGAUCUUUUGAAAGAUCGUUUGGAACAUCUGUUAUUGUUAUUUAUGCAUAAUAAAGAUUGAAAAGGUGUUAAAGAGCAGCGUCGCUUUCUUUUUCUAUGCUUCUCUUGAAAGCAACAGCUAAAUAAAGAUGGCCAAAUUGCCGAAAAAUCCAGAGACGCGACAGAUACUUCUCCUCUGCAUCGUUGAAUCGCUUGCUAUACUUCCUGCGUCAGUUACAGUUAUUUUCUACCUAACGAUCAAAAGAUGGUUGGGAGGUUGUUUUGUUUUCUUUACCUUUACGCUAGCCUUCUCCUAUGGCGCCGUCGUGGUGCCAGUCAUAUUUCUGAAAAAGCUGCACAGAGCUCAUCCCAGUUAUAACUGGAAUGCUAUGUUAUCAAUCUCAGCACUUUUUAUUUCCAUAUUGUUGCUUGCUGCUUCCAUUUUAACAUCAAUUCACGUGACUCGCGAUUGCCACAGAUAUUGUGGUCCGGCAUUCUUUACGAUGGUGAUGACUUUUCCGUUAAGUCUAGUUUAUCUUUGCGAAUUCUUCAUGUUUUUGGUCAAAGCCAUCAAACACAAGAAAAAUGAAGGAGAGGUGGCCAUCAUUGAAAAAAUGGAGACACAUGAACACGCAGAUACUUCGAGUUUAUGACUCCUUUAAACAGAUCACAACUACUUUAGAAAAAUAGAUCAUUUUUAUCGUUGUACCGUUGGAUUGUUAAGGCGUUUAUCAAUAACAUGAAAUAACCAAGCAUAAUUUUUGAUUCUCCUGUGCAAGUUGCAACAGCAUUGCUAAUUUUGAAUCAAAUGUUGCUUCCAAAGAUCAUGUAUUGUCCAAUAACAAAGAGCUUUGGUCUUAAAUUUCUUAUAGUUUCCUUGAUAUAUGAGCUUGGUAACAAACCUUGCAACACAUCAAGAACAAAGAUUACAAAUACAGAACAUUUGAAAGCAAAUCAAAUCGACAGAAAAUCUAAAACUAAGAUUAAGAUUUUGAUUAAGAUUAUGACUACUUCGUCACUUAUCAGUUCGGUGCUUGUUGGUAUGUUUGAAUAAUGUUAGGGAAAUAAUCUGUCUUGGAUGCAAGCCCUUGUAUUGUAUGCGUGCAUUGCUUUACGUCAUUGCAUUUCUAAACGAGACUUUGUCGCGAUCUUAUCAUUUAACUAUCACAAAAACAUCGUUUGAUUCUUAUAUUGAGGCAAAUUCCUUAGAAUAAUGUCAAUAAACAUCAUUUGAGCAGUCAGAAGAUGCGAAAUUCACGAAUUCUUAUCAAUCGUGUUUAUACAGUUGCCUCUUCGCAUCCUUACAUAUUAGAUAUUAAACGGCAAUUUCAGAUCCAUUAACAUUUUCACACAUUAAAGAUUGACCUCUGUCAUCUCUUCUGUCAUCUUGAGGGCGGGUAUACUCCAAAUUUAGCCAGCUCAGCUGAUUCAAAAAAUGUGAAGAUGAACACAUCAUGGUAUAUUCGAAUUAACAACGGACCUACAAGAUCGUAUUACCAAACAGAGAGAGAGAGAGAGUGCAUCUUUCAUUAAUUUAUUGAAUUGAUUAUCGAGAGAUUUUUCGACAUCCGAAGGCGAACAGUUCCCAGAAAAAUAAACACAAAUAAUCGUCAGUGAAGUAAUGAAUAACUUGAAAUAAUGAAGAGAAAAUCUGAUAAAACACAAAUUGGUCAAGGCUUUCAGUUCAUCGUUUCCCCUCCAGGAAUUUUAAAAAUAUUCGAAUUUGUGGCGCUCUUGAUAUCUCUGUCAUGUAUCGCAGCUUUUAUGAGCACUUUGAACAACACUCGAGGCACGUGGAAUUUUUUCAUAUUUUGCGUGGCGUGCACGUGGAUUUUCACCAUAGUCUCGUUUCUCUUUUUCACUGUUGGCGGACACAAGAUUCUUCACCAAGUAAAUUGGGUUUUAGCGAUGGCAAUAAUCUAUGUCAUUUUCACCGUAAUGCUGUUGAUCUCUGCUGGUAUUUUGGCCGAUAAUACGAGAUCAUAUAAAGCUUCGGGUCUUUGCGAUUCUUGGAAGUCUGUUCAUAAAGAUAUUGAAUGCAAUAAUCUUGUUGUCGCCGUGGUAUUUGCCUUUACUGCAUUUAUCCUGUAUAUUGUGGAUUCAUCAUUUCACUUUUGGCUGAGUGUCGUUGCGACUGAUUCUGGCAGUGAACUUGAAACGGCCGAGAUGGAGCUAUGAAGAAUGGAAAAGAGUGGUUAUCUUCUUGGUGUUAGAUUGAAAUGGAUUAAAAGAAUUGAGUUAUGGAAGCACCAUCUUAUCUACCAUUUGUAUUACAUCAUAGCUUGUCAAGUGUAUAGAGAAUCAGAAUGUAUGCUAAAUGUAUCAAAUGCGCAUAUGAAAGCCAGAAAAAUGGUUUGUGAAAAAGUUAAGAGUCUUUACGACUUUGCUGGCAGUAUUUAAUAUGAAGAAUCGUGGGCGUUUUGUGUCUCGAGUUGCUAUUUUUGCGACUUU
Xenia sp. Carnegie-2017 is the source of this 2576-nucleotide messenger RNA. RefSeq lists its product as uncharacterized. The transcript is spliced from 8 exons. NCBI's taxonomy places the organism in Eukaryota, Metazoa, Cnidaria, Anthozoa, Malacalcyonacea, Xeniidae. Gene Ontology annotation, cellular component: membrane. The record is from RefSeq and is a predicted model, not a curated record. The coding region runs from base 1764 to 2303 and encodes 179 amino acids.